AUGAAUGGAGAGUCGAUGAAUCCUGAUGCCCCUUUUAAAAUAUUACCUGAAUUUUUGGCACCUGUUACGGAUGUUAGGAACAUGAGUCAGCAACAAAGGGAAUACCUACAGUCUCUGCCGUCGGCAUCAGCCCUCCGGGCUCGGGCCCGAGCUUACAGGACAAACGAAGAUAUGCUUAAGGAUGUUGCUAGCAAACUGCAUGAUCGAAGCACUGAACUGGAGGAUAAAUUUCGAAGGGUUAUUUCUCUGUGUACAGGGGUGGAUGAAGACAGGGUUGACUCGCUACUCGAAGGCCUCGUACAAGCUGUAGAAAGUGAUCCAGGAGAAGUAGACACAGCUAGGGUUAGCAGCUUUCUAAGGAAGGUUGAUGAAAGCUUGUCCUUGUCAAGAGAUUGA
Morchella sextelata is the source of this 396-nucleotide messenger RNA. RefSeq lists its product as uncharacterized. Bases 1 to 396 code for a protein of 131 amino acids. The transcript has a single exon. Lineage: Eukaryota; Fungi; Ascomycota; Pezizomycetes; Pezizales; Morchellaceae. Gene Ontology annotation, cellular component: MBF transcription complex; SBF transcription complex. The record is from RefSeq and is a predicted model, not a curated record. Gene Ontology annotation, molecular function: transcription coactivator activity.